UAUGCGCGUCAUUCCGUACACAUUUCCGCCUUCUAGUAGCACACGUGAGGCAGGGUGGAAGACAUGUCGAAAACAAAAAAAAAAAAGGCAAAGCGCAUCGCCCUCCACGGGAAAUCCAGGCCAACCGAAGGGAACAAAAGCGAAGGUUUGGGGAGGCUAAAGCAAAAAAGCCCUUCAUCGAUGAGGCGUGUUAAAGACCACAAGAAGCCAGAAGAAAUUGGGAAGCAACGGCUUCUGCAGCUCCAGGAAAAGCAGAGAAUCUCAAAAGAACAACAACUGAUAAAGAGAAAGAGUCUCAAUAGUUUUCAGGAUGACAUCUUGCAGCGACAGAAAGAUUUCGAGAUCAAGGAAGUGGAGAUGCAGAAUUUGGAGAAGCAUGUCAAUUUUGAAAAUGAGAAUUCAAGAAAGGCCUAUUUCAGAGAAUUCAAAAAGGUGGUGGAGGCGUCCGAUGUGAUCUUAGAGGUCCUGGAUGCACGCGACCCUCUGGGAUGUCGGUGCCCGCAGGUGGAGCAGGCCGUCAUCCAGAGUGGGACUAACAAGAAAAUAGUCCUGGUGUUGAAUAAAAUCGAUCUGGUCUCAAAGGAAAUAGUUGAGAAAUGGAUCAAGUAUCUACGCAAUGAGUUUCCCACUGUGGCUUUCAAAUCCUCCACUCAGCUACAGAACAAGAACUUGAAGCGCAGCAAUGUGCCGGUGACCCAGGCCACCGUAGAGCUCCUCAACAGUAGUGCCUGUGUGGGAGCUGACUGCCUGAUGAAACUGUUGGGGAACUACUGCCGCAACCUGGACAUCAAGACGGCGAUCACGGUCGGUGUUGUCGGUUUUCCCAACGUGGGAAAAAGCAGCUUAAUUAACAGUCUAAAGCGAUCGCGGUCCUGCAGUGUUGGGGCCACACCUGGUAUGACAAAGUGCCUUCAGGAAAUACAUCUGGACAAACACAUAAAGCUUCUAGAUUGCCCUGGCAUUGUCAUGGCUACUUCCACAUCCGAUGCAGCAAUGAUUCUACGGAACUGUGUGAAAAUCGAGCUUCUGGUCGACCCCCUUCCCCCUGUGGAAGCCAUUCUCAGACGCUGCAAUAAACCUCAGAUCAUGGAGUUUUAUGGGGUUCCAGACUUUCGCACACCCCUGGAGUUCUUGGCACUACUUGCCAAACGCCAAGGCAAACUGAAGAAGGGGGGAUUGCCCGACUGUGACAAAGCAGCAAAGAGCGUCUUAAUCGACUGGACAGGAGGAAGGAUCAGUUACUUCACACACCCUCCAGAGACCCAUACUCUCCCCACCCAUGUCAGUGCAGAGAUUGUUACAGAGAUGGGCAAAGCGUUUGACUGGGACGAACUUGAGAAAGGAAAUCAGGAAGUUCUUGCAGAAUCAUCCACGGUCCAAAUGGGAUUCUGCAUGGAAACAGCUGGGAUGACGCAAGGUUUUCCAGCUGAGGGAGGGUGUGACUUGGCGAUGGAGGGGGCCCUUGUCGAAGACCUAGAACUAAGAGAUGAAACUGAAUCUAUGGACGAUGACCAAGACACAGAGUUUGGACCAAUGACCGUGGAGAUGAAAUCUGUUAAGGCCAAAUCCAGUGCCUCUGCAGAGGCAGCACCCAAACCUGUUGAUUUGAAGGAUAUCCUGUAUGUAGACCCUCUGCACCAAGGCCAGGCACUUCAGGCUGCCGGGAAGAAGAGGAAAAAGCAGCAGAAAAGAGCAGAUAAACUUGCCACCAAACUCUCUGAUACGUUGACCUCUGCAAUGAAUUUUUCAUUUUAAGACUGGUAUAAAUAAAAAAAAAUACCAAAAAGAUUCUCUGUGCU
Molecule: messenger RNA, 1799 nt
Organism: Gadus chalcogrammus (walleye pollock)
Lineage: Eukaryota; Metazoa; Chordata; Actinopteri; Gadiformes; Gadidae
Gene: gnl3l
Product: guanine nucleotide binding protein-like 3 (nucleolar)-like
Exons: 15
Coding region: 64-1755 (563 amino acids)
Cellular component (GO): nucleolus
Molecular function (GO): GTP binding
Source: RefSeq, a predicted model, not a curated record